This is a messenger RNA of Aspergillus ruber CBS 135680, 1025 nucleotides long. RefSeq names its product GroES-like protein. The transcript has 4 exons. NCBI's taxonomy places the organism in Eukaryota, Fungi, Ascomycota, Eurotiomycetes, Eurotiales, Aspergillaceae. Gene Ontology annotation, molecular function: oxidoreductase activity. The record is from RefSeq and is a predicted model, not a curated record. Bases 1 to 810 code for a protein of 269 amino acids.
AUGCCGUCGAAUAGACGACUACACCCCCAACACCCAAAGGUGAAACUCACCACCAGAUUUCCACCUCCACUCACAUCUACCUUAGUCCUAAUCCGCGUCCACGCUGUCUCUCUCAACUGCCGAGGCGCCAACAUUGUGAAUAGCGGAAACCCAUGGUCAGUUAUACCCAACGUUAUUCUCUGUAAUGACGCAGCAGGCGAGGUAAUGACAGUAGGCGAGAAGGUGAAGACCCUAGUGGUCGAGGAUCGAGUGGCUUCGAUAACCGAUAGAGAACAAUACGGUCGAGUGCUAGGACGGUCCUCGCUGGCUGCAGGUGAGGGUGGUGUACUGGCCGACUAUCUAGUAUUUGAUGACGAGAAGAUGUCCAAGCUUCUGGAUUAUCUGGGCUGGGUUGGUGCUAGUUUGGUACCUUGUGCUGGAGUCACGGCAUGGACUGCGUUGAAAGAUGUCGGGGUUGGCAAAAGCCACGAAGAUGUCCUUGAACACGACUUGGGCGUCGGAGUCGAUCUGGUUAUUGAAGUCGGGGGUACCGGAUCAUUGGUAAAGAGCAUGAAAUGUACACAAUGCGGCGGGACGAUCAGCCAGGUUGGAUAUCUCGAUAAACAGGGACCCAGCCUAUUAGCAGAGCUGCUUCUCCUCGUUGUUGACAUAAUAUUAGUUUUACGCGGCAUCAAUGCCCUAUCAAAGCGUGAUAUGGACGAUUUUUGGACGGUCCUGUCAGCUACACAGAGACAGUUUGACGAUAUUAUAGACUUGAUAUGUUCGUUCGAUAUGGCUGACUGGGUUGGGAAGCUUUUCAUUCGUUUGUAAAUCAGAAUGCAGAACUACGUUCAGGAUAUAUUUACUGCAUUUGAUACAAGCUAGGAAUAUAGUUCGUAUUCACUCUUUAUCUAAUCUAUCUUUAUUAUACUUCUAGCUUUGCUUCGUUUCCAUUCUCUCGACCUAUCUUCUCCUCAAUUACCAUUACCUUCACUCGCAUCUACCAAGGGCUUGAAUCAUCUGAAAAAAAAAAAAAAAAAAAAAAA